GUAUACACAACAAUAAUUUGAAACACAAGUAUUUUCAAUAAAGCAGUAAACGUAAAUGUAACACUGAAUAAAUAUGAACUAGGAGAGGUGAACCGACUGAGUAAACGGGCAUACAGCAAGUGAGUCGUUAACUACAACACGUUGAUGGAAAACGAUUCGCGUUAUGUUCAAGUAUAAUAAUAUGUAACGAGUAAUCAAUGACAAUUUGAAAUAGUUUUGAAUGUCCGAUGAGAUACGGUGGUUAAUUAAGUACUUGAGAAUAUGAAUACCGCGAUUGUUCAACGUUAAAAUUACGAGUAUUUAUUUGCACAAUUAAAUGUUUCUGGCAAUUUACUGAUACUCACACCUUAAGAUAAGCAUAUUAUAAGCAUCCAAAAGUGAUAUGAUGUAAUGUAAGAAACAUGAUUCAGUUGCUUUUGAUACAUAACUGUGUGUACAGCUAGAAAUAAUUUCUUGGACCAAAAAUGGCAAAAUCGAGAGAAACGUUGAACCAAGUUCUAUCACUCAUGACAGUGGCUUUUAACGAGCUUUCGCUUGGUAUGGCGAUAGGUUGGUUAGCUCCAACUUUAAUCGUAUUGAAUGACCCAAAAGGCGAAUUCAAGGCAACACUAGAUGAAACUUCAUGGCUGGCGUGUUUAGAGUUUGUGGGUGAAAUUCCAGGAGCAAUUUUUACCGCAUUUGUACUCGACGUCUUCGGUAGAAAGAUCUUACUCGGAUCGGCCGCAUUUGCAUUUUUCUUGAUGUGGGUGAUCAAUGGAUUCACCAACUCUAUGUUUGUGCUUUGCGUAACUAGAUUUUUUUUCGGAGUCUUUGCCGGCCUCAACGAUGGUACAAACUCUACCUAUCUAGCUGAGAACAGCUCACCGAAAAUUCGAGGUGUGUUUGGAUCCGUGUGCAUCACUCUCUAUUACGUCGGUCUACUGAUCGAGUAUGCAAUCGCUGCCUACUUCUCGUAUACAGUUACUGCGAUGGUGAACGCAGGUAUCACCUUCGUAGCUUUCUUGUCGGUGAUAUGGAUCAAGGAACCGGUACAAUAUUUGCUAAUGAAAGGAAAGCACGAACAAGCGAAGAAAAACUUCAUCUGGCUACGCGGUGGUAACGUCAAUAACGAUGAGAUCGAAUACGAAUUCGAACGAAUCAAAGAGAACGUCCAAUCGGAAAAUUUGAAGAAAUCGUCGUUCAAAAAAACCAUCACCUCGCCAGCCAAUUACCGAAGUUUAUUCAUCGUCGUCACUCUUUACGCAUUGGCCGGUAGUACCGGAUAUUUUCCAGUUAUGUCCUACGCUUCGAUGGCCUUUUCAGCAUCGGAUAUCCUGACACCUAAUCAGUUCACCAUUUUGUUCGGAGUGGCUCAAUUCAUCGUCGUCGUCUCCUCUUCUUUCUUCGUUGAACGUUUCAGUCGUCGAAGAAUCAUUUUGUUUUCUUUUGCAUUGAUCGCCGUAUGCCAUGCUGCAACCGCUGUUCUCUACUACGUCAACUCCAAUGUCUCGCAGAUCCCGUACUUUCCAUGGUUGAUUUUUGCAUCUAUUACACUUUAUGCAGCAGUGUACGCUGCUUUGUAUCCGGUUCUUUUUGUCAUACGAGGUGAAUUAUUCCCAUUGAGUGUUAAAGCCAAAGGAGGUUGUAUUUCAAUGGUUACUUGGGCAGGAACUACUACUGUAACUACUAAAAUUUUCCCUUAUAUUAGCGAAGGUUUCGGUAUAGAAGGUAAUUUCCUGUUAUUUUUAAUCUUUACCGUGAUUACGAUGGUGUUUGUGUACUUCUUUUUACCCGAAACAAAAAACAAAUCACUGAUCCAGAUUCAAGAAAUGCUUGAAAAAACUAAGUGAACUGCACGUCGCUUGAUGAAUUUUCCGAACAAUAAAACAUUCAAAAAACAAA
Planococcus citri (citrus mealybug) is the source of this 1881-nucleotide messenger RNA. Its product is annotated as facilitated trehalose transporter Tret1-like. Gene Ontology annotation, cellular component: membrane. The record is from RefSeq and is a predicted model, not a curated record. The transcript has 2 exons. Bases 465 to 1829 code for a protein of 454 amino acids. Gene Ontology annotation, molecular function: transmembrane transporter activity. Gene Ontology annotation, biological process: transmembrane transport. NCBI's taxonomy places the organism in Eukaryota, Metazoa, Arthropoda, Insecta, Hemiptera, Pseudococcidae.